CCCUCACCCUCACCCUCCCUCUCCCUCUUCCUCUCUCUCUCUCUCUCCAACCCCCUCUCUCCCUUUUUAAAAGAAAAGUCUCUCUGUAGGGCAGGCUCAGCCAGAACUCACUGUUGUAGCCCCAGGCUGUCCUGAAGCUCACUUUGUAACCCAGGCUAGCCCGUGUCAGGCUCCUGAGUGCUAGGAUUCCACCAACUCUCCUUAUUAAGUCGCCACAGUGCUGGGGACUAGUAGUACCUUUCCUCCAAACAACUCCAGAAUGCAUUUGGUAGGGAAUGUUAAAAUCAGAGGGCUCCAGGAGUCAGUCAGGCCAGAUCUUCAUGACCCCAAAGUCUAGCAAAAGGAAGGAAAUGAGCCCCCCCCCCCCAUCCUUCAUCCUGAUCAGUGAUUACUUUCAAAACUAGUUGGGGCAGGAAGUAGGCUCCCCUCCCUCCUUCCCAGGACACCUUCUCAGACAGAUGGACAGACAAAAGACUGCGGGACGCCGUCCGACAUGGAAAAGCGGGGUGCUGUCAUGCACCUGACCUAGGUGUCCUUCCUGGCUGCCCCUUUGAGCCCCAGUACCCACUCAUAACAGGACCCCAUGACCAAGAUGAACGUGGUGGACCUUGCCUGUAAUGCUCAGCACUUCCUACCGUGUUCGCGUGUUUAUGAUCCGUGAGUGAAGGAGACAGACUGGAAGAAAGAAGGCCUUCCCUUAGUACCCAGUGCCUCUCACAACGCAAGCCAGAACUUACCAGACAUCCAGUAUGACCUCCAAAGUCUCUUCCCCAACCCUGCUGGAGGCACUGAGCAGCGAUUUCCUAGCCUGUAAAAUCUGCCUGGAGCAGUUACACACGCCCAAGACUCUGCCAUGUCUACAUACCUACUGCCAGGACUGUCUGGCCCAACUGGACAUCGGUGGCCAGGUCCGCUGCCCCGAGUGUCGGGAGACUGUGCCUGUCCCCCCGGAAGGUGUGGCCGCCUUCAAGACCAACUUCUUUGUCAAUGGGCUCUUGGAUCUUGUCAAGGCCAGAGCUGCCGGGGACAGCCAUUCAGGGAAGCCAACCUGCGCUCUGUGCCCUCUGGUGGGGGGCAAGAGCUCGGGGGGACCCGCGACAGCCAGGUGCCUGGACUGCGCAGAUGACUUAUGCCAGGCCUGUGCUGACGGGCACCGCUGCUCCCGACAGACCCACAAGCACCGUGUAGUCGACCUGGUGGGUUAUCGAGCCGGGUGGUACGAUGAAGAAGCUCGAGAGCGCCAGGCAUCCCAGUGUCCCCAGCACCCCGGGGAAACCCUCUGCUUCCUGUGUCAGCCUUGUUCUCAGUUGCUCUGCAAGGACUGCCGCCUGGGUCCCCAUAUUGAUCACCCCUGCCUGCCCCUGGCGGAAGCAGUGCGUUCCAGGAAGCCAGGCCUUGAGGAGUUAUUGGCGGGUGUGGACAGUAAUCUGCUGGAGCUAGAAGCCACUCGGGUGGCAGAAAAGGAAGCACUGGCCUUGCUCCGAGAGCAGGCAGCCAGUGUGGGGACUCAGGUGGAGGAGGCGGCCGAACGAAUCCUCAAAUCCCUGCUGGCCCAGAAGCAGGAGGUGUUGGGACAACUCCGGGCCCUCGUGGAGGCUGCUGAGGAGGCUACGAGGGAGAGGCUGACCAAGAUAGAGAGCCAGGAGCAGGUGGCCAAGGCGGCUGCUGCCUUUGCCCGUCGGGUGCUCAGCCUGGGUCUGGAGGCGGAGAUCCUUUCGCUGGAGGGAGCGAUCACACAGCGCCUGCGCCAGCUUCAAGACACUCCCUGGACAUCUGGGCCCACCCGCUGCGUGCUGCCCCAGCUGGAGCUCCACCCUGGGCUCGAGGACAAGAACUGCCACUUGCUCCGACUCUCCUUUGAGGAGCCAAGGCAAUCCCAGAAGGACGGUGGGAAGGUUGGAGCUGGCACCCAAGGUGGAGAUGAAGCUCAAAGCCAAGGGGAUGACAGAACUAAGACAGGGAAGCAGGGCGGAGCCCAGCCCCUGAUUCCCAAGGAAGGCAAAGCCCAGAACCCCCCAGAAGAUGACGAGGUCCUAAUCGAAAGGGGUAACAGACCUAACAAGAAGAAAAAGUGCAAAGGCAGGGGCAAGUCUGUCUCUCGGGAGCCCAGCCCCAUCCUGAGGCCAAACCUGGAAGGUUCGGGCCCCCUCCCUCGGCCUGUGUUCUCCUGGAGUUUCCCCACAAGGAUGCCUGGGGACAAGCGCUCCCCACGAAUCACUGGGCUCUGUCCCUACGGCCCCCAGGAGAUCUUGGUGGCCGAUGAGCAGAACAGGGUCUUGAAACGCUUCUCCCUCAAUGGCGACUACAAGGGCACAGUGCCGGUCCCCGAGGGCUGUUCCCCGUGCAGCGUGGCUGCCCUGCAGAACGCCGUGGCUUUCUCGGCCAACGCAAAGCUCUAUCUCGUCAGUCCUGAGGGGGAAGUUCAGUGGCGCAGGUCCCUGAGCCUCGCCCAGUCCAGCCACGCCGUGGCCGCGAUGCCGUGUGGAGACCGGGUGGCUGUCAGUGUGGCAGGCCACGUGGAGGUAUACAAGAAAGAAGGCAGCCUGGCUACCCGGUUUAUCCCUGGAGGCAAGGCUAGCCGAGGCCAGAGGGCACUGGUGUUCCUGACCACCAGCCCCCAGGGCAAUUUCGUAGGGUCAGAUUGGCAGCAGAACAGUGUGGUUUUCUGUGAUGGGCUAGGUCAGGUGAUCUGGGAAUACAAAGGCCCUGGGCUCCAUGGCUGCCAGCCAGGUUCUGUGUCUGUGGAUAAGAAGGGCUACAUAUUUCUGACCCUUCGAGAGGUGAAUAAGGUGGUGAUCCUGGAUCCCAAGGGGUCACUUCUGGGUGACUUCCUAACAGCAUACCACGGCCUGGAAAAGCCCCGGGUAACCACCAUGGUAGAUGGCAAAUACUUGGUGGUGUCACUUAGUAAUGGAACCAUCCAUGUCUUUAGGGUCAGGUUUCCUGACAGUUAAAGGGGCUUACGGCUGGGGUGGAGGGCAGGUGGGAAGGGAGGGGGGAGGGCAUAAUAGAAUCAGAGCCACUUGUAGAAUGAGGUGGCCAAGGGCAUUUUCCCAACCAGAAAAACGCUUGCUCCUUUUGCUAUGCGGGGAUAGAAGAUACUGAGUGAUGCUGGCGGCGGCGUGAUAGCUCUGAGCACACAGAGGUGCCGGGAGUCAGCAAACCGCUUGCUUUCCAGUGCUCCCUGCACCUGUGGCUUCUGCUGUGCUUUAGGUGUCUUCAAUCUAAAGCCCGAUUCUUGAUUUGUAUUCUUCACAACCAUUCCUGGGAUGCCGGCCUGGCUCCUCUGUAGAGCGCCUGCCUAGCUCCUACCACUGAGGAGUCGGGGCCCUGCUAGCUGUAGAGGGCCUGUCUAGAAUCCACCAAUGAGGGUGGAGAUGUGGCUCAGUGGUAGAGCCCCUGCCUAGAAUCCCCCAGUGAGGGGCUGGGGGCGUGGCUCAGUGGUAGAGCCCCUGCCUAGAAUCCCCCAGUGAGGGGCUGGGGGUGUGGCUCAGUGGUAGAGCCCCUGCCUAGAAUCCCCCAGGGAGGGGCUGGGGGUGUGGCUCAGUGGUAGAGCCCCUGCCUAGAAUCCCCCAGGGAGGGGCUGGGGGCGUGGCUUGGUCUUAGAAGACUUGUCUGGUCUGCAGGAAGUCCAAACAAUGCCAUCCAAUUCCCAGGCAUAUCUUCCUUCCUAGAAACAAAACAAACAAAACAAAACCUUGGAGCAGGGGAACUAGAGUCCUAUGGAGGUGACAUAAGUCAUCCGCUAAGGAAAGGAAGACCCAGUACAUGUCAGUCAGGGUAUGUUAGGCAUACUGGAAAGAGGAUGAGAACUGGCCGUUCUCACAGGGGAAUAUGGAGUCAGAAGAGGCUAGAGAUCUCAGAACAGCAAUAACUGCUGUGUUCUGCCAAUCCAUCAGGGAGUAGAAACUUCCUCGGUGAAGUAUGGGGUGGGUUUCAAGAAGCCAGGAGUCAGGGAGUGCAGGCACAAGCAAAGGCCAUAGGUGUGAGUUUAAAUCCAGGUGCAGCAUCACACACACACACACACACACACACACACACCUCUGUUAUCCCAGCACUUGGGAAGCUGAGGCAGGAGAAUCAUGUUUGAGCCUAGCCUGGGCUACAUGCAGAGAUUGUAAAAAAACUGGUCUCUUGCAACUCUCGAGCACCAGUCUGUCCCACAGAAGCCCCAUCUCUGGCCACAUGUUCAAGUGGAUCAGGAAAGGUGCCCACCGUUAAGAUAGAUCCUAACUCUUCCUGAUGGUGGCUGAGGGGUGUCCAGAGAGGAGGGCUGACUCACGGAGGCCAUGAUUCUGUGACCACUCCUAAGUUCUUCACCAAGGACAUGGACCACACCAUCCUGUCCUUAUUGCCCACAAACCAGACAUCUCCCAAGUUCUAGGAAGGCAAUGAAGCUCUCGGAAGCCAUGAGGAUGAGAUCUGGGCGGUGCUGAAUAAGGCUCGCCAGCUGCAGACACAGCAGCUAGUGGGGGAGGGGUGCUUAUGACUGCUGGUGAAGCCCAUCGACACGACACCCCAAGGUGGUCAAAGGCUACAUCAACUGGUUCUAACUGGACAAACAGAAGUUCUUGGAGACAGAAGAGCAGAAUCUUAUCAAAGAUAUCAGUCUUCCCUGAAAGGCCCCCUCAGGAAGCUCAGUGACCUCAGAGGUAGCAAGCUGGCCAGGGUCCCCUCACAAAGGAGAUGUCCAGUGUCUGUAGGAGACAGGAUAAGAAGAGUCGGUGAACAGGAUACGUCAGAAUAUGGCAAAGGAACAUCAGGUCCUUCCUGGUUACGUCCUAGGCUUGCAGGAAAUGCAGGAAUUCUUACAGACCUCGGAUAUCAGCAAGUCUCAGGCCUUGAAGUCCAACAUGGGGGACAUUGUGAACAAUGUGCAGACAUAGGGGUCUGAAGGACUCCCUGAUACCCUUGCAGCCUGUGAAGGGUGGAAGUCUCGAUGGCAGUGUUUGGGUUUUACUUCAGUGAAGGUGUGGACAAUGUUGGUCUGGCAAGGACAAUACCACAAGAUCUACACACACACUCCAGCCCUUCCCCUGCCAUCAACUGCAAGAUCCCAGGUGCCCACACCAAGGAAGAUGGUGAAUUCCAGCUCGCCUGAUGCCGCUAGCCAGUAACCACAUCAUUCAGGUAAAGCUGGGGGACCAAGGGCCGCCCACUGACACCUCACCCCACCUUCUAAGCAGAGGCACAAGUUGACUCCCCCACCCUGAGCUGCUGUUCUCCUCCCACCAUCUCUGCGCCUGCCCAGGUGGGCGGGGCCUGGGAGGCAGAGAUUAGGGAGGUCCAGUGUCACCAUGUUUCAAGGUCCAUAAAAACUUAGUCAUGUUUCCUUGGCUCUAGAGUAAGAAAAACAUAUAUCUUUAAAAGCCAUAUGGGACAAGCAGGGAGGCAGUAGUGAUGGUUGGAUGCAGAGUGGUAGAUUUAAUAUGCAAAAAGUGGGUAUCUUUAAUAUAUAAUCCUAGAGGCAAAAUAAAACCACUAAACAGACAGUUUAGGCAAUCUGAAGUUAAAUAGGAUUUAACUUUUAAAUAGGAUGUGACAUUUAAACAGGGCAUGAAAUCUCUAUAAUACUUUCUUAUGCUUUCUACGUGUUUCCUAGGAUCUUGUUUAUGCUUUUUGUUAGCUUUCUCGGCAAAAUCCCUUUUCGGAAAUGUUAGCCUUUAUGUGAAUGAUGUGAAGUGAUUUCGUCUGUGAUGGGAGGGGUGUGACGAGGUGCUGAAGCCAAAAGGCCAGCAUGGGAUUGGAGUGCCAAGCAGAAUUUGGGAAGUCAGCAGUGGCGGACGGGGUGGGGGUGGGGGGACCUAAGAUAGGAGGAGGCAUAAAACUGUGGAGGCAGAUACAGUUGGAAGCGAGCCACUGUCACCUCAGCGCUUUGAGUCUGUGGUGGCGUCUUUGGAUAGAGAUGGUAGAGUGUAUUUAGCCAGGGGCUGUGAAAAAACGAGGCUGAAGAGAGACUUAAGAUAGGGACCGUGAUGACUCAGUGUGUAGGGGAAUCCAGGGGUCUUUGGGACAAAGUCUAGAUGGAAGUUUAGGGAUAGAGAAGGGUCGUCUGUUUGUAGAAACCAGUGCAGGGAAUCACCGAUGUCCAGGUGGUCAACUUGGAUUACAUAUAAAUUCUAAAGGCUGGCUAGGGGGGUGCAAGCCUGGUUGUAAUCCCAGGACUCAGGAGGUGGGGUAAAAUUGUGAGCUCAAGGCCAGCCGAGGCUCCAUAGUGAGACCCCCCCCCAAAUAAAAAGCAGGAGGGGCUGUGGCUCGCAAUUGGCACAGUGCUUGCCUGGCAUACCCAGUCCCUGGGUUUGAGUCACAGCACUGAAUGAAAUCAGGUAUAGCACACACCUGCAGUCGCAGCAGUCGGGUAGAGGUGGGAGACUCAGAAGUUCAUGGUUAUCCUUGGCUACAAAGCAAAUUCAAAACCAGCCUAGGCUACACGAGACCUUGGCUCUUAAAAAAAAAAAAAGCACUCUUAAAAACAAAAAAAGCAAACAAAUAAACAAAAAAUCCAAAAUGGAUAAGUAGAGAUCAAAAUAUAUACACGGAGAAGCGUAAAGAAGACUCGAGAGCCCGUGGGAUUAUAAACAGCAGAGAAUUCUGAUUUGAUAAGGAAAAGCUGAAAUGCUGGCAUUCUGGCAAAAAGAUGCCUAGCUGGACAAAGAACAAAAUAGUUUAUGCACCCAGGGGAGGCAUCUAUGAGCAACGACUUGUAAAACGAAAAAGAAUUCACCAAAUAAAACCGCUGGCAUAUGCCAAAGAUAAAAAUGUGUUCUGAAGAAACAUGUAGAUUCCUGGCACUAUAAAAUAAUGCCUCCCAGGGAGUCAUUUGGCAAUAUUUGCCACAUUUUUGGGGGGGGGUGUAUGAUUGUAAAACUAUGUUAAUCUCAGCCUGCCUAGAAUCCAACAGGGGCUAAGGAUUAGAGGGCCAGUGAGUGGCUCAGUCUCUGGCAUUGGGGUGGGGUGGGGGUGGGGAUGUUAUCCCCCUUUGGGGAAUACAUUCUGGGAAAAUAAUUCGGUAGCAGAAAAAUAUUGGCAGAGAGACCUUUAUAGCUGCUUCAUUAACUGGAAACCGCUCCGUGGUGGGGCAACGACUGAGUAGACUGUGGUGUGUUAGAAGAAUGAACCUCCGUGGCUCACAGCUAUGACAAGCAUUUGGAAGAAAUUGUGUGGGACGCAGUCAUAAGAGAGGGAAGGGAGAGCAUGGGGCUGGGGAGAUAGCUCAGUGGGUAAGGAUGCUUGCUAUCCAUUCUUCAAGGAUGUGAGUUCAAGUCCCCAGUGCCCAUAUACAAAGCCAGAUGUGGCCCCAGGUAGCAGAACUUAUAAGGGUGGGGGACAGAGUCAGACCUGUUUCCUGGCAGGCUUGCGGGUUCAGCGACAGACCCUGUGACAGCAAAGGACUCUCGGUGUCCUCUAGACCUUGUGCCAGCGCGCACACACAGGGAAGGAGAGAGCUCGAUUGAUUGGAUUCUGACUGCGUCAUGUCAGCGACCAGUGGGACUGUCUGAAUAACUGCCAGGCAGACAAUGGACUCCUCAUCUGUAAAUAGUCAGUGAUUUAUUUCCGAGGUUAUGUCUUUUUUUUCUUUGAGUUAUUUGGGCUGAUACUCACAUCUGUGUACUUCUACUUCAGUUAGUAUUAUAUGCUUGAAUACUUCAUGAAAAACAUACUUCUAUAAAUAAUACUUAAGAAUAACUAACUAGCCGGCCAGAUGCGGUUAGUGCACACUGGUCACUCUAGCACAUAGGGUGAGGCAGGAGGAUUGCUAUUUUGAGACCCGGUGGUCUCCACAGGUGAAGGGAUGGCUAUGAAGUUCCCAGCAUUCAUUAAGUCUUGAGUCUCCUGACCAAUCCAGACCAAGUAGUGGGAAUACAGAACCUGGUGGGGUCAGAGCAGUUGUAUAAAGGGCCAGACAGCGUGUGUGUUGUUGCUCUAGAUCUGCACAGGUAGCUGCUCAUUAAACAUCUGUGAAGUGACUUAAUGUGUAGAGAGAGCAAACAGCGCUCUGACACCAAAGGUUUCUUAACCUCAGUAUGCCACAACCUUAAGCCAUCCAAACUGCAGUAAUCGUGGCUGGCGGGAAGUUUCCAGCAGGGGGCACUGUUGUGCCUCCUAAGAUAGACUUCAAAAGCAGAGAGAAGAUUGGGAUGUCCCGCUUCUUUUAGGAAAGGGAGGAGUAAGGGACAAGACUGUAGGGGCUCCUGGGCAGGCGUUUUUUUGUGUAGCGGCAGAGACACAGAGGUGCAGGGGAACCCAGAUGGUGUGUGUGUGUCGGGGAGGGGGGGGGGGGUGUGAUUCAGUGAGAGAGCUUCAGAAAUGAAGCCAGACCUCGUAGUGCAGGCUGCUGCCCCAGCAUGUUGGGAGACUGAGGCAGAACAGUAGUAGAUUCAAGACCUCCCUUCACAACUUAGCGAGAUCAUAUUUUAAAAGAAAUAGGGGUUGGGGAUUUAGCUCAGUGGUAGAGCGCUUGCCUAGCAAGCGCAAGGCCCUGGGUUCGGUCCCCAGCUCCGAAAAAAAAGAAAAAGAAAAAAAAAAAAAAGAAAUAAAAGAGGGUUGGGCUGGUUGGGCAUAGAGGGCUUGCCUAGAAUCCCCCAGUGAGGGGCUACCCAACCUGCCACCGGAAAGAGGGAGGAGUUUUCUGGUUCUGAGAGAGAAUUCCACAAAUGCUUCAGAGACAGAACCAAAGGCUUCUCCGGGGACCUUGGAAGAUGAAGGGAGAUGCUGAACUCAGUUUGUUUACACUCAGUAUUUGUAUUACUUUCCAGAAGUUACACAAACAAGCCACUCAGCAAAGCAUACAAGUGACCACAGAAGUACGAGGGACCAAUGGUCCUGUGGCUAAGAGCCAGGGCCAUUCUCAACGCCAGCUGGGAAUUAGCUGCUCUGAUCGAGGACCAAUUACCCUUGACAUUUCAGGAAAGUUUGAUUUUUAUUUUCAAUAUGGCAAGAGUGGCCCUGUUUAUCUUUGGAUAGUUUAGAGAAAAUAGGAUUUGGGGGAAGUGGGGCAAGAUCGUGCUCUUUCAGGAUUGAAUCUAUUACUCCAUAGUAUCAUUUCCUUAAUCCCUGUGGGUACGGAUGGCCAAGGGAAGUUUUUAAAAAUGUGUCUAAGGAAAUGGGUGGUGAUGGAGAUCUGAGCUAGACAGAGUUUGAGUGAUGGGCGCCAGGGUCCAGAGGCCUGGCCAUCUCUAUUUGGCAGGAAGUUGAAGGUGGAAACAGUCCUCUAAGGGGGGAUUGCAGAGGAGAGAGGCAAUCUGUGAAGUAGGGAGAGAGCUGCCUUACCCUAGCUGGUAGUGAAGCUGCCAGAGAGAGCACCAGAAGUGGGUGUGCUGGAAGGUACCAGAGUUGGCCCACCAAGUGACUUGUGGACUUAGCAUAUCAAAAUGACCCAUGAGGGCAGAGGGGGGGGGAUGUUAGAUCUUCAGGGACUUCCAGACACCUGGCAUUGGUGGAGCAGUGACAUCAAACAUUCCUCCCUCUCCUCAAGAUACCUCAAGGUGAGGUAUCUCAGUGACCAAGUAGAAGACAGUGGGCAUACACAGGGAAGAAGGUCAGAAGAAGGCGGAAAUCAUGGGAAGACAGCACAAGGUGUCUCCAGAGGAAAUUGUAGCUGGUUAUCUUAGGGACCAGGAGAGAAUGGGUUGAGGAGAGAUCCUGAGGGUCAGCCCCGCCCACUUCCCCCGUUGCCAUGGGACCAAGUGCCUAUGCUGUGAAGCCUUAUCGUUACAUAUUUGUACCUCCUGUUUCUAAUAAAGUUCUCUGGAACCA
This is a messenger RNA of Rattus norvegicus (Norway rat), 9756 nucleotides long. The record is from RefSeq and is a predicted model, not a curated record. Lineage: Eukaryota; Metazoa; Chordata; Mammalia; Rodentia; Muridae.